GCGCUCCGUGUCCCCUCCGCAGCCAUGCCAGGUGCCAUGGCGGCCGACAACCUCAUGAUGGCAGCGUUCCUUGCCGUACUCAUGGCGGUGCCGGUACGGCAAACCGCUUCUGCGGCGGAGAUGACGGCGGCGAAAGCGGUGGCUGCCGAGCGAGUAGGAGAAGGGUCUUCAGGCGUGGGAGCAGCCGUAGUGGUGGUGGGCGGCAGUCCGGAAACUGCCAUGUACGGCCGGAGGGGGCUGUCGUCGGAGCGAGGCGGGGCAGCGCCGGGGGUGCAGGCGGAAGUGGAGGGCGUGCAACGAGGGGGCGCUUGCGAGGCACUCAUAGAGCGUGUGGGGGCAGCAGCUGCAAUAGGAGCACUGGCAGGAGCUGAAGACACAGCACACGCGGCAGAGACGGAAAGGGAAACCAUUGCAACCGAAAACGCGGCCGGCAGGGCUGCCCCGGAACCAAACCUCUUUGAAAAGCCAUUAACACGGACAUCAUCGGCGCCAGGAUGGCUGCAGCAGCGGCCCCCAAGUGCGGAUACAGCACCCUCCCCGCCGCAGCCGCAGUCCCCAUCAGCGCCACCAGUGACGGCCGAGUCUCUUAGUCUCACGCUGGCGGCGGCGGCAGCGGCCUGCGCGGCCUCGCAGCACCUGGCGGCAGCGCUGAAUGCCGUACCGCUGACGAUGACGAUCAUGGCGCUGGUGGCGGCGGCCAUGUCGGGAGGGGCGCAGUGGCUGCGGAGCCGCUUGGUGACCCGUUGGUCGCUGGAAGGGCAGCCAGCGGGCCCGGUCUUUGCAGGCGCCUCCGCACUGGGGUCCUGCCUGAUGCCGCUCUUCUUCGCAGUCAUCGGCGCCUCCGCCGGCUCGCUGCACUGCCUCGCAGGCGCCACCGCCGCCGCAGUCGCCACAUCCGCCGGCCCGCACCCGCAC
Astrephomene gubernaculifera is the source of this 915-nucleotide messenger RNA. Lineage: Eukaryota; Viridiplantae; Chlorophyta; Chlorophyceae; Chlamydomonadales; Astrephomenaceae. The record is from the annotation of a GenBank genome assembly.